This is a messenger RNA of Cavia porcellus (domestic guinea pig), 4228 nucleotides long. RefSeq names its product mab-21 like 1 (gene Mab21l1). NCBI's taxonomy places the organism in Eukaryota, Metazoa, Chordata, Mammalia, Rodentia, Caviidae. Bases 1306 to 2385 code for a protein of 359 amino acids. The transcript has a single exon. The record is from RefSeq and is a predicted model, not a curated record.
UGAUCCCAGAGAUAAUUUAUUUUAAAGAUAUUUCCACAAGAAAAUAUACAGUUUGGUGAUCUGCUUGUAACCGUGAGCAAGUCUACUGAUGUGCAGACACUGUACACAGGAGGUGUACCACACACUUUUUAAAUAUUCAGUUUAAAUUGGGCUAGAUAACAUUACUACAUUAGCAAUAAUUUUCAGUUUCCUCUCAACGAAUGCAAAUAGGGAAAGAUUAGGUAAAAAGAAGAGCACAUUACUUGGUUAACGUUUUAAAAUCAUUCUAAUAUACAGGAACUCGAGAAAAAUACUCAAAUAUUAUUAUAGCUAAAGCCAAAUCCAUGUGCAGGUAGUUUCUGCAUUAAAGGGAGAACUUUUAAUCUGAUUUUUAAAAAGACCCCAAGGAUUAAGGGUAUUAAUUAUCUUACUCAAAUGCAAGUUAGUGAAUUUGUUUUAGAAAGUUCCAUCUAGUUCACUAAUUGAUGGAUGACCACUAAUACACCUGUAUUUGCAUUUUAGUGGUAAAAAAGACAAGGAGGGUUUUUAGCAAGAGGGCCACUUUGCCAAGUCUUUUCAAAAUGUCAAUAUGCUUCAAGUAAUACCAAAGCUGAGAGAUUCCUCUUCAUUUCCAAACUGCCUAGGUGGCCCGAGUGGUUGUCUGCGGCAGCAGCCUUCUACCUUUCGUUUGUGUGCCUAUAUCCAUAAGGGGGGAUUAAUUAGCCGGGCUGGAGCUGAAGGCGGCUGUCGUGACGAGCCCAGUGGCGAUUGGCCGCCUGCCUGCCUGGCCCUGCCUUUAUAAUUUCCACACGAGUGAUUCUGGGCUCUUAGACAAACCAACACCAGCUUCUUCUGACAUAUACACAUGCACACUCACCCCGAUGCACACACACCACACUUUUCUUCCAUCUGAUUAACAGUCCUGCACACACAAUGACUGCAGGAAAGCGUAAAUAAAUACGGAAAGGGGUGAUUAUUUUGACUACUGGAAGAGCUUUGCUGAGUCUCAGCACAACUUUUGUUUUUAUUACUGAGAAGGUGAUUUCUCCAUGCGUUUCUUUCACACAAGGAUUCUUUAAAAGAGGAAGAGGAGAGGGGGGAGGAAAAUCUUUCACUUUAUGACCGCCUGGGCUCAAAGAUAAAAGGAAGGGGAAAGCGGCGGCAGCGGAGAAGUCACUGCUGCAGUACUUCGGAGAGACACUUUUGAUACAUUUCUGAGCGCUGCGGCCCGUUUCUCCACCGAAGUUGGCUCCAGCUCUAGCAGCCGCAUUGGAUCCCACAGCUUACUGCGAGACUCCGGUGUACAAUCCGGAUCUCUGCCCCAACAUGAUCGCGGCCCAGGCCAAGUUGGUCUACCAUCUGAAUAAGUACUACAAUGAGAAAUGCCAAGCCAGGAAAGCUGCCAUUGCCAAAACUAUCCGGGAAGUCUGCAAAGUAGUUUCCGAUGUACUCAAGGAGGUAGAAGUGCAGGAGCCCCGGUUCAUCAGCUCUCUCAACGAGAUGGACAAUCGCUACGAGGGUCUCGAGGUCAUCUCCCCCACCGAGUUUGAAGUGGUGCUUUAUCUUAACCAAAUGGGGGUGUUCAACUUCGUGGACGACGGCUCGCUGCCCGGCUGCGCGGUGCUGAAGUUGAGCGACGGGCGCAAGAGGAGCAUGUCUCUCUGGGUGGAAUUCAUUACCGCCUCUGGCUACCUCUCGGCGCGCAAAAUCCGGUCCAGGUUUCAGACGCUGGUGGCUCAAGCGGUGGAUAAAUGUAGCUACAGGGAUGUGGUAAAGAUGGUGGCUGACACCAGCGAAGUGAAACUGAGAAUCCGAGACAGGUACGUGGUGCAGAUCACUCCGGCUUUUAAAUGCACCGGGAUCUGGCCAAGGAGUGCUGCCCACUGGCCACUUCCCCACAUCCCCUGGCCAGGACCCAACCGAGUGGCAGAGGUCAAAGCAGAAGGGUUCAACCUCUUGUCCAAGGAGUGCCACUCCCUGGCCGGCAAGCAGAGCUCGGCUGAGAGCGACGCCUGGGUGCUGCAGUUCGCGGAAGCAGAGAACAGACUGCAGAUGGGAGGCUGCAGAAAGAAAUGCCUCUCCAUUCUCAAAACCUUGCGGGAUCGACACCUGGAGCUGCCGGGGCAGCCCCUCAACAAUUACCACAUGAAGACUUUGGUUUCCUACGAGUGUGAAAAGCACCCUCGGGAGUCGGACUGGGACGAGUCUUGCCUGGGUGAUCGGCUGAAUGGGAUUUUGCUGCAACUCAUCUCCUGCCUGCAGUGCCGGCGGUGUCCCCACUACUUCCUACCGAACUUAGAUCUGUUUCAAGGCAAACCUCACUCAGCUCUGGAAAACGCUGCCAAACAGACGUGGCGACUGGCAAGAGAGAUCCUGACCAACCCUAAAAGUUUGGAAAAACUCUAAGAGGAUGAUCUAGCUAAGAGCCGAAAUGAUUUCUCUUCUCCAAGUCCUAAAUAAAUGAAAACUUACAGCUUGAUUCCUAAUAUCUCAUUUGACAGUGCAAAUGAUCUCUUCCUUUAAAAGGAGUAAUAUAAUGUUUAGACAUCAUCUCACCUUCCCCUGCAAGGGGAACAAAUAGAAAAAUGGAGAGUGAUAGAGACAAACCCAAACCUGCAAGGUAUUAGUGCAAAAUACACGGCAACACCCGGAACACAGCCCCGACAAAAUGGUAAUGCAAGCCCUCGGGAACAUUCUGCCUACCAGAGGAUUAUAGCAAUCCUGGUGAUUUAGGUGCAUCUGCCUGUGAGUAAACAAGAUUUGGAUAUGUCAUCUGAAGGAAAGUGUAAUGUAUAUUUUGAUGUGUAACAAAUAUUGUGAUCUCACAUUGUCUUUAAAAGUGUGGAUGUUGGUGUUUUGUGAUUUGGUGAACAGAACUUAAAUUGCCAUUUUGGAUACUUCCAGACAUUUUCCACUAACAAAGAUACCACUUAAAGGUAGAUUUACUCCUGGUACUUUUCUCUGUCUUUGAAAGUGUCUGAACUUUAAAAAGUUUACAUUUUGUUUCAAAUAUAUUGCUUGUUCUAUUUCUAACAUUCCAUAAAUAUACUUGAAAUGUUAUUUAAAAUAUAUUCAAAGAAAUUUGAAUUCAGCUUAUAUAAUAACGCUUGAAUAUCUGAAUUAUAUAUUUGAAAAAUGCACUUGAAAUACACUGGAUAAUUACUUUUGUGAUUUAGAUUUUAAUUUCUGUUGCUGGUUUUUAUUUAAUUAGAUGCUAAUAAAUGAAGUAAAAUACAAGUUGUGUCUGAAUUUAAAUUGUUUUUCUAUCAAAAGAUAGAAUUCUUUCCUUUGAAAAUGAACUGCACUUAAAUGUGUUAAAUAUUAUGAAAAAUAUGCUAAUGAAACAAAAAUAAAUCUUAAAAUAUCUCAAAGCUCUUUUUAUACAACUACAGAAGAUAAGUCAUCUCUUCUCAGUUUCUUACUUGUAAGACUUCCUUUUUGCAACCCACACAGUUUAAAUCUACCUAUGAGUGUUUGCUCUUCUGGUUAAUAUUAAUGUAGCAUUUUUGAUAACAGGAAAAUUCUAUCAUUAUGGUAAAAAAUGUUAGAAAUCUGUCUAACUCAAAGAAAAUGAGCUUAAAAUUAUAAUAAGAUUUUUGAUGUGUAUAUAAAAAUUAAGCUAAUAAAUGAAGAUUAUUUCUGACCAAUAUAUUUUAUACCAAAUGCUAUUUUAGGCAAUAAGUAGCAGAAUAAAUUAGUCAGAAAACCAAAAUUUCUUUUUCCAUAGGAUAAACUCAUGAUACAACCUACAGAUAGGCUUUUGAUUAUUUAAAAUUAAGCACUUCAAGCCCAUUUUUAAAAAAUCAUUCCUUUUGGAGCUAGAAGUGAAAGAAGUGUUUUGGAGUAUUUUAAUAGUCAACAAGUGCUGAAAGGACUGGUCAUUGAAGGGCCUUCAGUUAAUUCAGGUGGAGGUAACUUUCAACUCUUCAUUACUCUUCUAUAAUGCUUUGUUUAUAUAAAUUAAAUACAUACAAUAAAAUUCUGGGUCUGUGGGCAUAUUUGACAGUUUUUGAAUGUCUAAGUCUGAAAACAUGUUAAAGGAAGAUCUUUGCAAAAUGAUACUACAAUAUCUGAUAUCUAAUGAUCUUGAAUUCUUAACUUCAGGAGAAAAGUUUACAGAUUCCACAAUAACAUUAAAGUUAGAACAUUAAAGUGGAUCUUGGAAGGCAAUGUUGAGGUGCAGAACUGCUCUAGUGGUGGGAUGAUUAAGAUCUGUAAGAUAAUAUUAAAUAAAUAUUUGUGCAUUUCA